AUGUGGUUGCACUCGUUACAAGUGAUAUUCGCGGCUGCUUGCUUCGUUCGGUUAUCAGCUGCAGUCUUCGCAGACGAGGCUUGGAAUGUGGACUACCAUUAUGCUCUACUAGGCGAGCCGAAGGAGGAGACGACUUUCUUCCACCAACCGAACCCCAGUUCCAAAGCCUCUCUGAUCUACAGCCUCUCCGAACAGGGUGUGCUCGGUGCGAUCAACCCGAGAGACGGCUCGGUGGUUUGGAGACAGCCGUUAUUGCGGGACGAUACUGCCCAGAACGCCAGCUUUCUCCGCGCUGGCGAAGACCGCGAUGUCGUCGUCAGCGGUCUCGGGCGGCAGGUCGCAGCAUGGAAUGCUGCAGACGGCAGGCUGGAAUGGGACCUGAUUGUCGACGGUGACCUUGCUGAUGUAGAGAUCUUGGCACUGGAUGAAGGAACACCAACAACAGGCGCAAAAGAUGUGAUCGCGCUGUCAGGCGGGGAGCAUGCGGCGGUGAGACGCAUUGACGGAGCGACAGGCGCGGUCAAAUGGCGACAUCCACUAGAUGGGCCGGACGUCCCAUAUCAAGUCUCGGCCUCUGCGACCGAACUGUAUGCGAUUGCACUGCACAAAACUAUGCUCGGCUACUACAAGCUCAAGGUCAUCUCACUUGACCCUGUGACAGGCCGCAAGACUGACGAGCAUAUGCUGAGCUCAGAGAGCGAGCUUACCACUACCGACACCAUUGUGUCUGUAGGCGCAAACUCUGCAUCGCCAAUUAUUGCCUGGACGGAUUCGGCUGCGUCCGUUUUGAAGCUCAACGUUCUGGGUACGAGUGGCGUGUCGUCAUUUAACAUCGAUAAGCACGGAGAGGGCGCAGUCCGGCGCGUCCGUAUGCACGCUCCCCGUCACAGCAAUGCUCUAGCGCACUUCCUGGUGCACUACGAAUCCGAUACCGCGCACUGGGCUGAAGUCUUCCAUAUCGAUGUCAGGAACGGCAAGGUAGAGAAGGCAUACAGCUUGCCUAAAGCAGCCGGUAGAGGUGCGUUCUCUACGAGUGUCAUUGACGCCAAUGUCUAUUUCACUAGGGUCACGCAGACAGAGGUUGUGACCGUAGCCUCUGCCUCGCACGGUAUCCUUAGCAGGUGGAGCUUGCAGGGUGCCAGAGUCGCCGACAAUUCCAACUCUACUCCAGAACCCAUACAUGCAGUGUCCGAGGUGUCUUUCAAAGACAAUGCCGUCUCCGCAGUCCGUACAGCUCUGUACACUUCCACUGGCGAUUGGAUCCUGCUGCGUAACGGCAGCCCUGCAUGGACGCGGCCGGAGAUCCUAGCGACUACCAUAGCGGCGACGUUCGCAGCGCCAGCCGAGGCGGAGGCGCUCGUGAAGCAACUUCAGGCUGAAGCGCACAGUAACCCAGUACAGGCAUACAGUCACCGUUUGCAACGGCAUAUUGCGGACCUGAAACUAUUGCCUGCCAUUCUAUCCUCACUGCCACAACGGAUCAUUGAUGCCUUUUUCGGCAACAGUGCUGAAGGCGGCAUAGGGCACGACGGAUUUGGCUUCCAUCAGAUAAUUGCUUGUGCAACCAAAAGCGGCAGAGUUGUGGCGUUUGACGCGGCCAGUCCGACAAAGAUUCUGUGGAACAGACAGGUUGCUGACUUGCAGCCGGGACAAUCCUGGCAGCCAAGCUUGUACUCUCCGCGCGGUGGGGUCAUUGUUGUGCGAUCACGCGCAGAUAUCGGCGUAGAGUACAGCGCCACUGAUGGCGAGCUGCUGGCUUCUACCCUACCGGUUGCGGAGCGGGAAGUGCCAAGUUCGAAGGCCAUGCAGUACACUAUUCGCAGCGGCGGCCUUGAAGCUACUCUCGGCGAACGAUCAGCCUGGCACUUCGUACCCGCGAAUGGCGAGACCGUUAUCAGCUUGGUACCACGUCCAAUCAAUGAUCCUGUGGCAUCCAUCGGUAAGGUCCUUGGUGACCGUAGAGUGCUGUACAAGUAUCUCGACCCGAACCUGGCACUCCUGGUUACCGGACGGAACGCGAGCAGAACAGCUAGCUUCUACGUCUUGAACACCGUGUCAGGAGCGGUCAUACACUCCAGCAUGCAUACCGGUGUCGACUUAGACGCGCCGAUCUCCUCAAUGAUGUCCGAGAACUGGUUCGCGUACUCGUUCACCGCCGAGGCGUCGGAUGACUCUCCUAAGGGCCACCAACUUGUCGUUGGAGAACUGUUCGAAUCACUCGUGCCUAAUGACAGAGGUCUACUAAGUGCGAAAGCGAACUAUUCAAGCUUGGAGAGCGGCGCGGAACCUUUUUCAUUGGUCCAUACGUAUCAAAUUCCCGAGCGUAUCUCCAAAAUGGCAGUGACAAGGACUCGGCAAGGUAUCACUUCGAGGCAGCUGCUUGCUGUCCUACCAGACUCGAAUGCGCUAGUUGGCAUACCAUACGGUGUCCUGGACCCACGUCGGCCGGUGCACCGUGACCCCACAAAGGACGAGCAAAUGGAGGGCUUAGUCAAGUAUACGCCAGUGCUUGACUUUGACCCGAAAUGGUACCUCAACCAUCAGAGGGAGGUCGUAGGCAUCAAGGAUGUCGAAACCAGCCCUGCCUUAAUCGAAAGCACAAGCCUGGUGUUUGCGUAUGGUCUCGACAUCUUCGGCACACGCCUGAGUCCGAGCUUCAGCUUCGACAUUCUGGGUAAAGACUUCAAUAAGUUCCAAAUGCUGGCGACUGUUGCUGCGCUUGCAGUCGCCACGUUUGUUGUCGCGCCUUUGGUGAUGCGAAAGCAGGUGGAUCAGCGCUGGAAGCUGUUGUAG
Baudoinia panamericana UAMH 10762 is the source of this 2793-nucleotide messenger RNA. RefSeq lists its product as uncharacterized. Gene Ontology annotation, cellular component: EMC complex. Bases 1 to 2793 code for a protein of 930 amino acids. The transcript is spliced from 2 exons. The record is from RefSeq and is a predicted model, not a curated record. NCBI's taxonomy places the organism in Eukaryota, Fungi, Ascomycota, Dothideomycetes, Mycosphaerellales, Teratosphaeriaceae. Gene Ontology annotation, molecular function: protein binding. Gene Ontology annotation, biological process: protein folding in endoplasmic reticulum.